ACAAAUAGCCCCACCCCUCCACACAGGCGUUGCUAAGCAAUAGUUUCCCAUAGCAACUGAAGAGACAACAGCAGGCAAAUCCCUAGCAGCAGCAGCAGCAGCAGCAGCAGCAUCUUCUCUGAGCCGAAACCAAGCGCAGCAGGGGGCACCAUCAGGCCAAGGAUGACAGCGCUGUGUGCCCAAGAGAGCAUAUAUAAUCUCCUACCCCGGGUGGAGGAGAAGCCUAUCAAACUACCAAGAUAUAUAUCAACAUUUAGACCAUCUGUGAAACAUGAAAUAAAAGAAAAUAGAGCUCCAUGGAAAACUAUGGGACCACCAAAAAUUGAAGUACCAUCUCCAAAAAACUUUCUUCAGAAACAUUCAAAGGAACCGAAGCUCCCACACAGAAAAAGAGAUGAAGGAAGAAAGAAGUUACUAACAAUACCAUCAGUGCCACAUGUGACAGAUCACCCACUUAUGGGAAUUCGGAGUAAAAAGAAUUUCAUAAAUACAAAUGCAGCAGAUGUUAUCAUGGGAGUGGCUAAGAAGCCUCAACCUAUUUGUGUUGACACAAGACAAGGAAACAAAUAUCUCCUUGAAACUUCAGGACUUGUCCCAAAAUACAUUAAUAAAAAGGAUUAUGGUCUUACUCCCAAAUAUGUAAUUAAACGAAGCGAGGAAGUAAAGAGAGCCCAAGAAGAGUAUGAUGCGUAUGUCAAGGAGACUCUGAGGCAAAAAGCCAUGAAACGGCUCUCUGAUGAAGAAAGGGAAAGUCUUCUACAGGGUCUGAAAAAGAAUUGGGAAGAGGUACAUCAUGAGUUCCAGGGCCUUUCGGUAGACAUAGACACCUUACCAAAGAAGAUCCGUAAAGAAAGGCUGGAAGCACAGAUGAAACAACUGGAGCAUGACAUUAGUAUAAUUGAGAAGCACAAAAUUAUCUAUAUUGCAAAUAAGUAAGAACUGCCUUGCAAAGAAUUUUUUUUACCCUGAGAAGAAAAUGUAGAUGCCUAGAAGAAGGAAGUGAAAUAAGUCCACCUUAUUCAGAGAAAGAGAAAUAGCUAAUUUAUACAAAUAUAAUAGAAUUUUAGCAAGUUCUUACAUUUAAGGAAUUUUUCAUCUAUAUAAUUCACAUAUUUUUUCAAAUAAAAUUCUAUAUUAGUUUAAUUUUCAGUGAAGAAAUAUGAGUUUUAUUUGUUAUUAAAGUAAAUCUCUUUUAUCUAGUUUUCCUAUGAAUGUUAUAUAAAAGACUGAUAAAAGACACAGAUAAAAGACACCCUAACCUGUUGGUCUUCUUGUCGCCCAGUGGGCUAGUUUGCCUUUGUUAUAUUCACUGCUACUGUAGCCCAGUAGGCUAAAUUGCCUUUGUUAUAUUUACUGCUUUGCAUUAUAUUCUGCUUUGCAUUAUAUUCAGCAGUAAUGCAAGAAACCUACAGGCCUAUAUCCUGUAAGACAUUAGCUUCUGCAAGUUAGCAUAAGGCUUGAGGCCUAUGAACUUUGAACAGAUAAACUUUGCACAGAUAAACGGUCCAAUGGAAAACCCCAAGUAUUUGGGGAGCUGAAGAUAGAGUUCAAGGGAAAGUUCUGACCACAGGUACAUAAUUCAACCGCAGAAGUGUCCUGGUAAUGAACUGACAUAUAUAACACAUACAUGAGAUACAUCUAAGGCUAGCCUGCUUGCUUCCCUAUAUAUCUUUUCUUAUAAGUUUCUUAUUUUCUUAUAGGUUUGAUUAUUUGUUUUAUUAUAAUAGGUUUACAGGUUUAUAUUACAGUAUAUUUUGACUGUAACACAAGGGGCCUGCAGGUUACAUCUUGUAUGUUGAACUAAGGCAAAGUUAGCAUACAUAUGUUUGGGACCUUUCACCUAGAUAGAUGGUGAUGAGCUAAAGCAUAAGGUCCAUGCAUGGCUGCGACCUUUAACAUAUAGGUCAGACCAUCCACCCCCCAGUCAUGACAGUUAGAAAGCUGCUAAUGUACUCUUUAGGUCCUGAUUCUCAUUUUAUGCUAAAGUCACUAGUCUGGCAGUGAAAAGGGGCCUUAAUGUGAGUGAAAAUUAUAAUUCUACUCAUUUUAAACCCUGGUCCUGUGUUAAUUGGACACGCAAAACUGCCCUUGAAGUCUGCUGUGGGAGUUCUGAGUGUGCAAGGAAUAUAGGAUUGGAUCCAUUGACCUUGUUUUGAAGCAAGUAUGUUUAUUAAUGGAGGAUAUCAUAUACCUUGCAAGGUGCCAGCAGCUGUUCAAUGUGUAAUUUACAUCUACUUUUUACAUAAUUAUUAAUACUGUAUAUUUUAACAGAGAGCAUAUGCUAUGGCAAUGACUCAAUGAAGUGACACAUUAUUUCUGAAUUAAGUACACAGGCCUUUCUCAAAAAACCACAAACUUUAUGGUUAUUGUGGAUGCUUCUAGUUUCCUGAGCGAAACAAAAGUAGUUUCCAAUCUCGGGAGGACUGUGGAGGAACUGCAUUCCAUCCCAACUGCCUGGAGCAUUGGACUGAGCUGGGCCACAGAUUUGGAUUUGGGUACCCCAUUUGGCAGUACAUUGGGCGGCCACUAGUCUGUUUGAGCAGCCAUAAUUAUUUUAUUUGUAUAAUCCACAAUAGCACUUUUGCAUACAGAUUGUUGAGACUUGGAAUAUUCUCCUCUUGAGGAAUGUGCAUAGCUUCUGUAACCAUACUGAGAGGAUAUAAUCUUUCCAUUCAUUUACAUGUAUAUUUUAUGAGUAUUAUGAGAACUCCUGAGUGUAGAUAAAAUGUUAUAAUGAAAACCAUUGAAAUUACAGAUAGAAGGAAAACAGUAUUAUCCUUUAACUCUCUCCAGCAAGUUUGACAAAAUACACUUUGAGAAUCCAAAGAAUGUAGCUCUGUAUUAAUAUGUGCAGGAAGUGCCAAUGAUUGAAGCUGCAGUACACUUGAAUCAGCUUUAUAUGCACUGUCAGUGUAAGUAAAGCUAAAAAGGCAAAUAAACUUCAAUUAUUGUCUCAUUAGAAUUGUUCCUUUAUAAGUGAACAGAACAGAAUAACAACAGUAGGAGAGAGGGCUGAGUUAUUUUUAUAGGUCAAUCUGUUCUCUGAUCUGUAUGGCAGAUCUUGAUUCCAAUAAUCUGUUUGACAUGUAUGGAAUUCCCGAGAGCAGAGUCAGGAGCUAGGAUUCAUGAUGUGAUGGAAAGACUGCCAAGACUCAUCAAGCCCUCGGAUUGCUACCCCUUCCUGCUUCUCCAUGUGGGCACCAAUGAUACUGCCAAGGAUGA
Molecule: messenger RNA, 3222 nt
Organism: Dermochelys coriacea (leatherback sea turtle)
Lineage: Eukaryota; Metazoa; Chordata; Testudines; Dermochelyidae
Gene: ENKUR
Product: enkurin, TRPC channel interacting protein
Exons: 6
Coding region: 163-936 (257 amino acids)
Cellular component (GO): acrosomal vesicle
Molecular function (GO): calmodulin binding
Source: RefSeq, a predicted model, not a curated record